Messenger RNA from Amoebophrya sp. A25, 2875 nucleotides. NCBI's taxonomy places the organism in Eukaryota, Dinophyceae, Syndiniales, Amoebophryaceae. The record is from the annotation of a GenBank genome assembly.
GCCAUUUCUGUGACAAGGAGCUGCGAUCUACAAACUGUCUUUCUCCCGAAACGAGAGAUUGUGUCUGGCGAGAGAAAGUGCGACACUGGUAGUAGCCUUCUGUCUACGCGGGAAAAAAUUUAUGUCACGACGAGAGCUGUGAACUUUAGCACGGCGCUGUUCAAUUGGCGACACGUCUGUCUGUCUUGCGAGAUUUUCUUUUCUGUGCCGGAGUGAACGAAGAGGAGAGCGAUACUUUUUCUUUUCACCCACGUGAGUGAGAAGUAUACGUGUCUGUGAGUUGCUUUUUGUGAUACUCUCUGUGACAUGUUGAGAUGAGUGCUAUCUUGUACACUUACAAUAAUUUAUUUCUCAUCAUGAUACUUUUUUUACCUCUCCGUCCACUUACUUUCCGGCAACUCCCAACAGUUCAUAAUUGUGUUUGUUUCCGCCCGAAACACAUUUUCUCCUGAGCUAUAACGACCGAGCCCAUAGUGCUCUUUUCAUCGUACUACGAUCGUAAGAAACGACUUAAAUAAAAAACUACUUCACACAGUCAAAGACCCGUUGUACUUUAGCAGCGCUACAGCUACUAGACCCCCACGUGUUCCACUUGACAUUAAAUAAGAGAGUUUUUGAAUAAAGACUUUCAAGCCAUCAAAAUGUCUGCCGCUAACGGACCAGCAAAGCCGCAGUCGGCUAGUGAGCUCGCCAAGCUCAAGGAUCAGGAAUUGAAGAUGAUCGAGGAGCAAGUCACUAUGGUACAGAUUACAACACAAUCCAAUUUGAUGCACGAGAAGGAGAAAGCUUCAGGUUUUUUAUUGUUCAAUGACAUGGAUAAUUAUUUCUUAGGGAAGUUCGUAUUGCAACAGAAUUUUGAUGUCACAUCAUCUGAACACCAACGUCCCUGCCGCUGCCCACCUCCACAGGCACAGAAGGGAGUCGACACACGCGUUGAGGCAACGAUUAAGAACGAUGCAGCCAAGGCAGAAGCACGCAAGAAGAACUUUUGCGCCCAGGUUGACAUGGAAAUCCAAAAGCAGGCAUUUGUGAUGCGGCAGGCAGGGGAGCACGAAAAGGCUGUCUUACGACAAGCAGCUGCGCAAAAGAAAAAUCAAAUCGAGAAAAUGGUACCUUGCCUAUGCAUAAGUAACUCAACUCUACUUUGGAGGUUUCUCGAGGAUCUCUCUUGUUGCUUGUCAAAAAAACUGUAACUCAUCUCUAAUAUUAUUACGCGACUGAACUUUACUUCGAUUUACCAUCAGAUUCACCAAUACGAAUUGGAGUUCGAAAACGACGCGUUCCACACGCGUCUGUCGGCGCAUCAUGAGAACCGCGCGAAGCACACCGAUGAUCAUCACUCGAACUUGAACGAGCAGUAUUCUCAGUUCCAGCAGCGACGAUCCAAGGCGGACGUGCACAUUGAUCACAUUGUCGCCCCCGCCGACUUGCCGACUCCGCGUGUGCGCAUGCCACCGGUGGAGAAAUUCGCGCAAAUCUUCGACUCCGCGCCACGCACUUUGCAGGUCGGCCUUAUCCAGUCGCCAUACGCAUUCUUGCACCACGGACAGUAAAAACGACAAAAAAUAGUCAAGGAAAAGAAAAUUUAGAUGUCUAUUGUAUUACUGCGUAGUGGACUAUUACUACUUUAUAAUGGACUAAGCCUAAUUUCGUUCAGACCAGAUAUUCUUGAUCCAUAUUAACUGUCGUUAUUUGACCAUAUUCAUACUGUAUAAGUGUAAGGAUAAAUGCUAGAUAACAAAAUGAUUUGCUGGGAUAAGAAAAUGUUCUAGCAGUUCCUGUGAAGUAAUACUCAUGCUCGAUAAUUGAUUUAGGUGUUUAUGACGAAUAGAAAGAAAUAAAUCGAGGAUCGCAAUGAAAUAUUUUAGGAAGUGGAAAUAACAACUUGGGUGGACUUAUGUUGGCACAUGGCUGAAAAGGCGUGGUAAUCGAGAAAACGAGCAAACGAACUUUUAUGUCGCGAGAGGACUCGUGAAGGACGAAAGUGAUCAAAGGAGAAAAAUAAACGUCACCAUAAUUGCCCGUCCGCCGAAACCACGCCUUGUUACGCAGAAAUACUUACGACGACACGCCCUCGUGGUACGCGAAUGAGCACGGGCGUUGCAACCCAAGCCAGAUGCCGGUGUAGAAGUUGUCCAAAAAUUUUAUUUAGUUCUUCAACGCAAAAGGAGAAAUCAUAGCUAGUACUCGUACUAGAACAAUCAUAAACCAAAAUGCUAAUCUAAUCCGCGACUAACAUAUAGAGAUCAAAACUAAUCAUGUAUUGAUUCGGCUAAUUAAUUCACCUGUAUUCAAACUUGGAAACAACCGCGCUCGGGAAAAUGUAAUCUUCAUGGAAUAACCUGUAUAUACGAUUGUUCUUUUCGGUUGUUACCAGCCGAUCUGGGAGGGCUUAAACAUGAACACGCGCAGAUCGUCUUCGUAGAACAGACCAGGACAGUAAUAUCGCGAUCGCAAGUAUUGGCUGAUUCUACUGCACUCUGCUUAUUUCAAUGCCAAUACAGGAGGCCUGUGUACCAUCCUAUAGACGCUUCUGACUUUUCUGUAAGGAAAUUUAUUUUAUGUCUCCGGUUAGGAAAUAAUUCUUGGAGGAAGAAUUAUUUUUGAUUAUCGUAGAGGCGGCGGUCACCAUAUAAUCUAACCUAGAAACACAGGAGAUGAACGCUUCCUAGAGGCUGUUCUCUUGUCAUAAUGCUCGACUAGCGCCAGAACAAGUUCCACAUGUUGUCAUGGGAAGAUGUGCUAUGUAAUUCUAUCAAGAUCUAUAGCCAGGCAUAACUGCUUGUGGAUCUUCCACUUGGAAUGCUCGAGUCAUAUUCACCGGGGCCUGUCUCAUCAGAAAAUUGGGGAUAUCGCAAACGAGACAAAAUACGAU